AUGGCUCCAGCUGUCCAGCCUCCUGCAUGUGGUCAUGGGGAGCGUGAGUGCAGCCCGCCUCCCUUCUGUCCUCAGUUUGACAAACCGCUCCAAACAGCUGGGAGAGCAUCACUUCAUCCAGGCCUGGCUCAGCACCAGCUCUGUGUCCGCUACUCAUACUCACACCUCCUUUCCUCUCCUCGCCGAGCCACGGACCAUGGUGCCAGGGCAGUCACAUAUUUUAACUUCUCCCGUGGUUCUCCCGUGGCUCUCCCGUCUGCUUUAUCGGUCAAAUGUGAGCGGAGACAGUCCCAGACGAAGAGCGCUGUGUGUUAUGUUUGUUGUGAGCACCUGCGAGGAGUCAGUGCCAGCUCCUGUUGA
Messenger RNA from Knipowitschia caucasica, 360 nucleotides. The record is from the annotation of a GenBank genome assembly. NCBI's taxonomy places the organism in Eukaryota, Metazoa, Chordata, Actinopteri, Gobiiformes, Gobiidae.